GAUACGAUUUCAUCAUCUUUUUCAGUCGAAAGCGCAUGCCGCGAAAUUGAACAGAUUUCAAUUUAAAGUCGAAUUGAGUACAGUGUGUUUCUGGUGCAAAUCGUGUUAAACCUAGUGAAGGUUAAGGUGGUGCUCUAAUUUCUCGAGUUAUUUUAAGCUUUCAAAACUAGUAAAUUAUGGGCAUUCCAGAAGGAAACGCUGAAAAAGGCAAAAAGGUUUUCGAAACCAAAUGCAGACAAUGCCAUAACAUCGAACCAGGUGCAAAAAACAAAGUUGGACCGAAUUUACACGGAUUGGUCGGACGUAAAACUGGUCAAGUCGCUGGAUUCGCGUAUUCCGAAGCGAAUAAAGCUAAAGGUAUCACCUGGAGUAAAGACACCCUUUUCGAAUACUUGGAAAAUCCAAAGAAAUAUAUUCCUGGCACAAAGAUGGUGUUCGCUGGAAUCAAGAGCGACAAAGAAAGAGCGAAUCUUAUUCAAUUUAUCAUCGAAUCGUGUAAAAAGUAAUCUUUAUGGGAAAUUUUUAAACAUAACCUUCAGUAUUGUACAAAAAAUAUGUUUCGUGUUUAAUAGUAAAAUUCCUCGUGUCCUGUAAGGACAAAUUCAUUUUGCGCUUUAUGACUUAUAAAAAUUACCGUACAUUAUUCUAUGUAGUAAUUUAUAAAAAUAUGAAAUCAUCCUGCUUGUUAAUUUAUUGUCUUACGAAUAAAUUGUGUUGUUAUCUGUCGGA
Molecule: messenger RNA, 729 nt
Organism: Planococcus citri (citrus mealybug)
Lineage: Eukaryota; Metazoa; Arthropoda; Insecta; Hemiptera; Pseudococcidae
Product: cytochrome c-2-like
Exons: 4
Coding region: 177-506 (109 amino acids)
Biological process (GO): mitochondrial electron transport, ubiquinol to cytochrome c; mitochondrial electron transport, cytochrome c to oxygen
Cellular component (GO): mitochondrial intermembrane space
Molecular function (GO): heme binding; electron transfer activity
Source: RefSeq, a predicted model, not a curated record